GAGGACAAACACCAUCAACAGCAUUUUUCUGAAACACGUUUCCAAUCUCUUCUUUGUCAUGAAUGUGCCAGACACACUGAGGAUUGCCCUGUUGGGGAAAACUGGAUCUGGGAAGAGCAGCCUGGCCAACACCAUCUUUGAGAAGGCAGUCUUCAGACCCAAACAAUUUACCAGCUCAGAGGAGGCUCGCUGUCAGGGAGAGACGGGACACGUUCAUGGCAGGAGCCUCACUGUGAUCGACACUCCUGGCUUUUUCCAUCCAGGUCUGUCUGAGAAGGAGCUGAAGGGUGAGAUGGUGAGGUGUGUCUCAGAGUGCAUUCCUGGGCCCCAUGCUUUUCUUCUUGUGCUGAGAGUGGAGAAGUUUACGUCACAGGAGGAACAGGUCAUCAGGAACAUAGAGGACUAUUUCUCUGCUGAUGUUUUUAAGUAUUCUGUAGUCGUUUUCACACACGGCAACCAGUUGGCUGAUGAAAUGAAGAUCGAGGAGUUUAUUGGAAGAAAUCGACAACUGAAAGAUCUGGUGGCGAGGUGCGGAGAGAGGUGCCAUGUCGUCGAUAAUAAAUACUGGAAAAACAACCAGCAGGACGAGACCAGAAGCAACCGGUUCCAGGUGGCGCAGCUGAUCAACACCAUUGAAAAGAUGGUAGCAAAAAACAAUGGCGGCUGCUACACCACCAGCAUGCUGAAACACCGGCAGAAAGAACAAUGGAAUUAUUCUGUGGAGAAGAUGGAGUGA
Fundulus heteroclitus (mummichog) is the source of this 736-nucleotide messenger RNA. Its product is annotated as GTPase IMAP family member 9-like. The record is from RefSeq and is a predicted model, not a curated record. The coding region runs from base 59 to 736 and encodes 225 amino acids. The transcript is spliced from 3 exons. Lineage: Eukaryota; Metazoa; Chordata; Actinopteri; Cyprinodontiformes; Fundulidae. Gene Ontology annotation, molecular function: GTP binding.